Molecule: messenger RNA, 1413 nt
Organism: Paracoccidioides brasiliensis Pb18
Product: dolichyl-diphosphooligosaccharide-protein glycotransferase
Exons: 4
Coding region: 1-1413 (470 amino acids)
Cellular component (GO): oligosaccharyltransferase complex; endoplasmic reticulum membrane
Source: RefSeq, a predicted model, not a curated record
AUGCGGUGGCUUCUAUCCCUAUUGCUCUUAGGCCUCUGGGGAGCUGUUGUCCAUGCGCUCAGUAGCUCCGGAAAUCGACUGCUCGCCAUUCUAGAAAAUAGUGCGGAAAAGGAUUUGUUCUCGUCGUUCUGGGAGGAUUUGAAAGGUCGCGGAUAUUCGAUAACAUUUAAGUCGCCCAAGGACGGGAACCUUUCGCUUUUCAAACAUGGAGAGAGAGCUUAUGACCAUCUUAUCAUCUUCUCUCCAAAAUCAAAAGGACUCGGUCCCGCAUUAACGCCCAAAGUUCUCCUCAACUUCAUUAACAAGGAAGGAAACAUUCUCCUCGCGCUCUCCGGUGGCUCAGUCGUCCCCAGUGCACUCAACUCCCUCCUGCUCGAGCUCGAAAUCACCCUCUCCCCUGACCGCAAUGCCCUUGUUGUCGACCACUUCAACUAUGACACCCUCUCCUCACCCAAGCAACAUGACGUCCUUCUCCUCCCACGACCGCAGCCACUCCGUCCAGAUCUUAAAUCCUUCUUCUCCGGCGAAGGAGUCGUCGCCUUUCCCAAGGCUGCUGGCCAGACCUUGGGAACUGCAAGCCCUCUACUUGUCCCCAUCCUUCGAGCUCCGGCGACGGCAUAUAGCUACGAUACGAAAGAACAGGCGCAAACGGUUGAGGAUUCAUUUGCAUUUGGGUCGCAGAUUUCGUUGGUUUCAGCAAUGCAAGCCAGAAACUCGGCUCGGUUGACGGUGUUGGGGUCCGUGGAGAGUCUUGAGGACAAGUGGUUCUCUGCGAGCGUUAAGGGUUUGAAGGAUAGGAAGGAGACGCGGACAGUCAACAGGCAGUUUGCGGAGCAAAUUAGUGCCUGGACAUUCAAGGAGACUGGUGUGGUUAAAGUUGGUAAAGUCCAGCAUUACUUGAGAACUGAUGCUGUUGGCGAGUUGGCUCCUUCGGAUAUUUCUGGGGAACUCAACCCUUCCAUAUACCGGAUAAAGAAUGAUGUGACAUAUAACAUUGAGCUCUCCGAAUACGACCACGACCACUACAUCCCCUUCGAAACCCCAGACAACGACGCCGUCCAACUCGAAUUCACUAUGCUCUCACCAUUCCACCGCCUCAAUCUCACACCCAUCGCGAAAAACGCAAACAGCACCAUAUACAGCACCUCAUUCACCCUGCCUGACCAGCAUGGUAUCUUUACUUUCCGCGUUAACUACAAACGGCCUUUUCUCACCAACGUCGAUGUGAAGGAGGAAGUCACUGUUCGACAUUUUGCUCAUGAUGAGUGGCCACGGAGCUGGAGGAUUACAGGAGGAUGGGUUUGGAUUGCUGGUUUGUGGUCAGUCAUUGGUGGCUUUUUGGCCUUCGUUGCUGUAUGGUUGUACUCAGCACCUCCAAAAUCAGAGGAAAGAAGGUCUAAGAAGGCGCAAUAA